Molecule: messenger RNA, 1025 nt
Organism: Paraglomus occultum
Lineage: Eukaryota; Fungi; Glomeromycota; Glomeromycetes; Paraglomerales; Paraglomeraceae
Source: the annotation of a GenBank genome assembly
UUGAAUUGAUAAAGCUACCCGUGUCAGAGAAUGCAUUACAACACGUAAAGAAAUUCUACUAUGCAGAAAAGGCGAUUCAGAGUGAAUUCAUCAGACAGAUUGAAAAGUGUUGUACAAGUAUAGACGAAAUCACCACCAUUCAGACGAGCAGCACGUCUACAGCGUUUCGUCAAUUGGCAGCGUUCAUCUCGAGACAAAAGCAAUUGCGAAAGAUUGAGAUUAGGUCAACACAUGCAUUGACUAACCUCUCUCCGCUCACAAGAUAUCUACAUCAACAUCGAUGCUCACUUACCGAAUUGGUUUUAUCUGUUGGAAGACUGGAUGAGGACGCCUUGGAAUCCAUACGAGAGUGCCAUAAUUUGGAGAGACUGACUCUACACAGGAUACCAUUGCGAAGCAAGCAUCUGCGUCCGGUAGCCAAUGCUGUAUUUCACAGUCUUCGAUAUCUCUACGUUGGAGACAUUGACGAGACCUGGAACGUUAAAUCGCGCGACCGACCCAACAACGAAUUAAUCACUAUAAUCAAAUUAGCAAAGGAUACGCUUGAUGAGAUACAUCUCAAUGUCAAUUUGAAAUACUAUAAUGGGCUAGUAAAGACGAUAGCUGGGCACUGCCACAAACUAAAGACAUUCGAAACGUGCAUACAAUCUACUGAUCAGAUACAAGAGUUGUUUUUAUUGCUAAAGAUAUCGCAAUCAUUGCAGACGUUAUCUCUAUCCCGUAGAUGGAACAAUGUGCUGUUUCAAUCGUACAGAUGUAUUCUUGGAAUAGUCAACUAUAUUCCAAAAACACUGCGUCGAUUGGAUCUGAAGGGAAUGGAAUUGGGUGUGAGUGAUGUGAAAAUGAUACUCGACAGGUGUCCGCAUUUAAUGUACAUGAGUUGGAAAUGCGAAAAUUUUGAGCGAGAGUAUGAGAAUGUAGUUAGAAAGUGUGCCGAAAAAAACGCGAGAAGAGUAAGAAAGUUUGGUUCCAAAAAGUUGAACGAGAGAGUGAGAUGGAUGAUGGAAGUAGAAUUCGAAGAGUAG